Xenia sp. Carnegie-2017 is the source of this 1522-nucleotide messenger RNA. Its product is annotated as forkhead box protein L2-like. Gene Ontology annotation, molecular function: DNA-binding transcription factor activity, RNA polymerase II-specific; RNA polymerase II cis-regulatory region sequence-specific DNA binding. Gene Ontology annotation, biological process: cell differentiation; regulation of transcription by RNA polymerase II; anatomical structure morphogenesis. Bases 96 to 887 code for a protein of 263 amino acids. Lineage: Eukaryota; Metazoa; Cnidaria; Anthozoa; Malacalcyonacea; Xeniidae. The record is from RefSeq and is a predicted model, not a curated record. The transcript has a single exon.
UGAGUAUUUAUAGCUGUUUGGUUCUUAGAGGCUGCAACAAUCAAUGACUCUUGUACAUAACACAAUCAAAAUACGCCGACAGAAAAUCUUCAAAAAUGGGUUCGAACGAACAUGAUUUUGAACAGAAACAUGUAAUCUCCGAGCGAAAUGUGAACUUGAAAACAGAUAAUUCAAACUUAGAUGAAAAAGACCUUGAUAAACACAAUGACCCUAGCGUCAAACCACCGUAUUCUUAUGUCGCACUGAUUGCUAUGGCUAUUAGGGAAUCACCGGAGAAGAGACUUACUUUAAAUGGUAUUUAUCAGUUCAUCAUUUCCAAGUUUCCAUUUUAUGAGAACAACAAGAAAGGUUGGCAAAACUCUAUUCGACAUAAUCUCAGUUUAAACGAAUGUUUUAUAAAAGUACCUCGAGAAGGAGGCGGAGAACGUAAAGGGAAUUAUUGGACCUUGGAUCCUUCAAGCGAAGAUAUGUUUGAGAAAGGAAACUUUCGUCGAAGACGACGUAUGAAAAGACCUUAUAGACAACCAGCUCUUCCACAGAAUGGAAGCUUUGCUUUCGGUGAUCCAAAUCAUUAUGGACCAGCAAGUUAUCACGGCCUUGCACCAAACUGGUCGCCGUAUGGACAGCCUCAACUCAACCAAAGUGCUUGGAGAAGUGCAACUCAACCUUAUUCACAAACAACUCGAAUACAAAGUGGUUCAUUUGUAUCACCCUAUAUGAACAUUCCUUCAAUACCAGGCGUCUCAAACUAUGCUACUGCUGCGUCUUCCUAUUCUACUCAUCUUCAAAGUCAAAUGAAUGAACAACAUCCUUAUAUUCCUUUACCAAAUAUGUCAAAUUGUAGACGAGAACACGAUCAUUCACAAAGUCCUCAUUAUCCUUACUAAUUGUAACAUUCAACGAGCUAACAUAUAAUAAUAGGCCACGCUUUGUUACACUUCAUAAGUUCUCAACAAUCCAUUGAAUUUCCAAAGCACGAUUGCCGCCAUUUUCACGAGAACUUUACCGGCUGAAUAUUUACCAAUCUGAUGAUUAAACUGGUUUGACAGAAACGCACAGACUACAAUCAUUAAAAAAGCAAAAGUACGUUGACUCCCUUAGCUUUUCACAAACUUUAGAUAUUUUAUGUUUCCUUAUGUAGAGAGUAUAUUGUAGGUUUUAUCUGGCCCCUGUAGGCGUUAAAUGUUUUCCCAGUCCACAAAUUGUUUCUCAACAAAUGUUUAUAUAAUUUAAAUUCAUUGCACACGGCUAUUUUGUCUAUGGACUGUAUCGAAAUGUCGAGGCUAAGACUUUAAAAUCGCCCAAUGCGAACAUUUUUCUACUUUGGUUAAAGGGGAUUUCAUAUUUACGUAUCAUGAGAGUAUGAUACUAAGAAACGACUUCACAUACUUCAUGUGAACAUUACUUAUAUAUAUAUUUAUAUAUAUAUUAUUGAUUGCAAAUUUUAAUUUAAAAAACAUUCAAUGUAAAUAUUUAGAUGAUUUUAUUCACAUUCAUGUCAAUAAAGAGAUUUAUAACAAUA